CUAAAUCCAAGGUAUAAAAGAGUGAUGUGAAGUCUCUGAGAAGAAAGGAAGAAUCUUAGAGAAGACCUUACAGAAGCCUGAAGACACAAAAGCUUCCAGACUCUAAAAGACAUGCUCCAUCUACUGCUGCUACUUCUGCUGGGAACAGCCUAUGCUAAGGAACCUGAAGAUUGUUUUGAAAAUGAGGUUGAUGAACUAGUUGAUCCAAGCAGCCAGGAGAAUGACAAUGACAUGCUCGAGGACCCAGAGGAAGCUGAUGACUUCCUCGAGGACCCAGAGGAAGCUGAUGACUUGCCCGAGGACCCAGAGGAAGCUGAUGACUUGCCCGAGGACCCAGAGGAAGCUGAUGACUUGCCCGAGGACCCAAAGGAAGCUGAUCUUAAUGAGAUGAGCCACAAUACCUUACUGGAAUGUGACUCAGAAGCCACCUGCCAUUUCAAGCUCUAUUUCCGUGGAAAGAAUUUCAGAAAGGCUCAGAGUGUGUGCAAACGUCAGAAAGGAAAUCUGUGUUCUGUACAAAAUUCCUGUGUCAACAACCAACUGACAGCCUUUGCCAGACGCAAUAAUCAAAAGCUUGCAUGGAUCGGUGUCAUAAAACCAUGUUUACGCAGAUACCGUAAUGUUGAUGGGACAAAAUUGAACUAUACCAACUUUGGCUUCCAACAAUGCAAACGUAAAGGAAGAUGGUGCGUUGCCCUAAAUGUAGCAAAUGGAAAAUGGAUUUCUGUCAAAUGCAGUAAAAAACUGCCUUAUAUAUGCAGAAUAUAAUCCUUCAUACACCUCACCUCGUUUGGACCCAAUCUGCCUUUUAUAUGCAGACUAUAAACCUUCAUACAACCUUCAGUCAUCUCACUGUGUGGGUCCACACCUUGCCCUUUUGCACCCCUCCUGUUCCCUGCCCCUCCCUUCUGCAUGCAUUUACCUAAAUACAAUGAUAAUAAAUGACAAGCAAUGAACAAUA
This is a messenger RNA of Rana temporaria (common frog), 961 nucleotides long. Its product is annotated as bone marrow proteoglycan-like. Lineage: Eukaryota; Metazoa; Chordata; Amphibia; Anura; Ranidae. The record is from RefSeq and is a predicted model, not a curated record. The transcript is spliced from 6 exons. Bases 112 to 768 code for a protein of 218 amino acids.